GAUGUGUGUUCCAUAUAGUAAACCUUCAUUUUCUCUACAUAUGUGCCUCAUGUGUCCAAUUUGGCCACACAUCUUCAUGUGUUUUGAGUCUCGAGGCCUCGACAAUGAUUGGCCCGUUGAGUGUUUGUAGCUUUUAGCUCGGAAUCUGCGUCCUGAUUGGCCGCUGUGAGCAGGAUGGGUCACAGUGGAAGUCCACAUACAAGCCCGGUCAUUGAGUUAAGCGAACAGAGCUUGGCUUUCAUCCCUCAUGUACAUGUUGGGGUUGCCGAGGCUGCCGGACCUGCGCUGACUCUGGGUUGCUAUGGCCGUGUCCGUGUUGCUGCUUGCUUAUCCACAUGUUAUUUUGGUUUUUCUACUUCUUCAUGUAGGUGAAUGUCUUCUGGUGGAACCAAACAUCUGUGACACAAGUUGUCUUGGGUCUCAGAGCACUGACUUCUCCGCUCAGAAAGGGGUGAGAUACACCUACAGGUACAGCGCGGCCAUCAGCACCACCCUCCAUGGCUCGGGCGGAGGCCGGAGCGGGCUGGCCCUGGACUGCGUGGUGGACAUCGAGGCGGUCUCCGACUGCCACCUAACCAUGCAGAUAAGAAAUUCCCAGAUAAAGCGUCUGUCCUCUCAGAGGGAACACUCUGUCCUGCAUCUAAAAACUUUGAGGGAGUCACUGGAGAGAACGCGCCUCAAGUUCUCCCUCCAGGGGGGAAAGGUCACAGCCCUCUGCCUCCAGGAGGGGGAGCAGGUGUGGGCUCUCAACAUUAAACGGGCUCUACUGAGCAUGCUCCAGACCUCCCCCAUGGUCGCCAAAUUCAGAGAAGAGACAGAGACUGAUGUUCAUGGAACAUGCACCAGCAGAUACGAGAGGCGAGGACCAUCACUGCUGAAGAGCAGAGAUCUGAGGCAGUGCCAACAGUCCAGGCUGGACCGCCUGUGGCCUCAUUCAGUCACUCUGACUGAAGACACGAUGGUGCGGAUGGAGCUGCACUGUGUCCAGCGGCCUGGCCAGUUGAUGGUGGAAGAAGUUAACUGUACUGAGGUUGUAACAUUGGCAGCUUCCUUGACGCCGUUGGGGCCUGUAAAGACAAAGAGUGUUUCCACGUUGCUCCUGCUCAAAACCCAGCCGGGAGCAUCUACCGGAGCAGAGUCCCUGAGUCCUGGUGUGUUCACUGACCUGCGGUUUGAAGAUGAAGGCCCUUCAAGGCCGACAAGUCUCCAGGAAGUUGGUCGGACCAUCGCGUUGCUAUGCAGCGUUGCCUCAGAUCCACAGCUGAUUUCCCAGGACUUCCUGGAGCUGGUGUUCCAGCUCAAAGACAUGACUCUUCCUCAACUCAAAACACUUUGGCAAGAAUCUUCUUUCAAGUGCAGAAAUGACUGGCAACCACUACUGGAGGCAUUGCCAGCAUGUGGAUCUGAAAACUGCAUUCUGCUGCUGACUGAGCUGGUGCUGAAUAAUGAACUGGAGGAAGGGCAGGUUAACUCUUUCCUGACCACCUUAGCCCUCAUCCCACACCCAUCACCUCAGAUCAUUGGCUCCAUCAACGGUUUUUUGGUGCGUCAAGAGCUACGGGCCAAAGCGAUGCUGGCUGGAUCAUCUCUCAUCUAUCAGAUGUGCCAAAGGUUUCAAGCUUCCUGCGGUGAAACACCUCAGGUUCAGUUUUUCAUGCAGACAAUUCAGGAAACCCUGAAUGCAGGGUGUGGGGAAAAGGAACCUCGUCAAAUCAGAGAGCUUAUUUAUGCAUUGAAAUCCGUUGGAAACAGUGGUGUGAAUGCAGCAUCCUUUAUUCCUCUGUUGAGUCGCUGCCUGCUGGGCCACCAAACUGAGCUGGAGCUCAAAGUCGCCGCAGUCCAAGCUUUCAGACGCUUUCCAUGCUCAGCUGACCGGUCAGUGCUGUUGCAGCUGUACAGAUGUUCCCGGGAGGAUCUUGAGGUCAGGAUCGCUGCAUACCAGCAGCUCAUGCUCUGCCCCGACCAGGAAGUGUUUGAAGUGGUGAAGACAACACUGAAGAACGAGACCUCCAGCCAAGUGGGGUCCUUUGUGUGGAGUCAUCUCACUAAUAUCCUGCGGAGUGAGGACCCCGUGAAGCAGACAUUAAUUCAGCUUCUGCCUGAUGACAUUAUAAGCAGAGAUUUUGAGGCAGAGUUUUGGAAAUAUUCCUCCUAUUCAGAUCAUACUUUUGUUUCAGGCUUUGGAAUAAAGAAUCUAGAAACAUCCCUGAUUUUCUCUCCGAAGUCCUUUCUGCCCAGAUCGAUCUCAGCCAACCUGACGAUGUAUCUGCAUGGCAGAGCGCACAACCUUCUGGAGGUGGACUUACAUAUGGAGAACUUUGAGCCACUUCUGAGGAGCGUCUUUGGUCAGAAGACGGAGGGCGAGCCAACUGCUAAAAGUGGAAAACAAGAGACGAGGAGGAGAAGAAGAGCAGAUGACGGAAACAGAAGAGAGAAAGAAACGUGUUUGUCCGACACCGAGGGUUAUCUGAGCCAGGCCAGGGCUAUGUUGUUUGGAAGAAGGAAAGCAGACGAGGAAAAGCCGAGGUGUCGGGUUUCUGUGCAGAUCUUCGGGAACGAGCUCAGUGUGUUCACAUGUGACGACGUCUCUGACCAAAUCCAUCAGGGUUCCCUCAGCCUGGCUGGGCUGGCUGUCAAACUGCUCAAGGGUCAUGAGGUUCAUCUGAGCCACAGGGGUGUGCUGAUGGCUGAGGAACUGCGAUUGCCCUCCCUGUCUGGCGUCCCCAUCAACCUGGGCAUCAAUAUGACCUCUCUCCUUUCACUGCACCUGAAAGGCAGAGUUAACUACAGGGACACUUCUCACUUCUCCCUGAAUGGAUACGUCCGUCCCAAUGCUUAUGUGGGCUUGUCAGCCAGGAUGGGGGUGGACGGUGCUCCAGGUCAGGCCGCGGUUGAAUGGCUUGCCGAGCUCAGGAGCUCCCCCAGCCUGGAUGGGAGCUUCCAGCUGCAAGACGGCCGGGAAGUCCGAGUCACCCUGAACACACCACAGGACUUCAUGGACGUUAUCUCUCUCAGCUCCAGAGUGUUUCAGCUCAGCGGAGACCACAGGGAGGAGAUGAAGGGACCAAAGAGUCGGAUCCAGAAGACCACCUGCACGCCGAAAAGCUGGUCUAAACUGAUUGGCUGGCAGCUGUGCUCCAAUGUGUCAUACCCUUCACUUCCCUCUGGUGUCGCUCUGCCCCCCACUGGACCGGCCCAUCUGUCGCUCCGACUGCUGAAGCUGGACAGAGGCCUCCACUACUACCUGCUGGAGGCUGCUUACUCAUUACAUUACAAGAGGGGGACCUGGCUACCCAGAGAGGCCUCCAUCCACCUCCUCCUUGCCACGCCCCAGUCCUCCAUUCCCAGGGACAUGUCUCUGGACCUGGCCUUCAGCUCCCACAGAGUGCUGCUGAGAAUCAAACACCCACAGAAAACCAUUGUCUUACAGGGUCAGUUUGAUCAAGAGAUGAAUAUAAAAUCUGGGAAGCUUGAGCUUAUAAUUGACAAUGUCCAUUUUUAUAUCAUGGGUUUGGUGGACAGCACUAGCCUUCAGUCAGAGGAGAGAACGCGCUACCACCUGGAAGCUAAGAUGGCCGCCGAUCAACGCCCCGUGAUUUUGUCUGCUAAUAUUACCCGUGGAUUGGGCAGGAAGAGCAGCCUCUCCGCUACUCUGAAGAACGUGUUCAGAGAGACGGCUUCGCUCUCAGUGGCUCUGGAGCGGCGGCAAGACCUAAGCAGCAGCAGCAGCCAGUACUCUGUGGAGGCGGAGCUUUUCUUACCUGGACUAGUGGGCAGCAGGAUGCUGGGACUGAUGGAACAGAAGGGGGCGCUGUGGAGCUCCAUCCUUAGGGUCAAAUAUGGGCUGAGAGGGGACUCCAGGAACCUGCAUCAGGAGUGCUACACAUCCCAGAGACUGAGGAGAGGGAGGGACUCCAACCUCACGUACAUCAUGAGAGCUGAUCAUGAAUUCUACUGCACUAACAUGGAACCCAUCAACCACAAGAUCCACAUGAAGCACGAAGAAAGCCCCAGCCACAUCAAAUCCGUCCUGGACCUGAGCUACGGCAAACACUGGGACGAGAUCAACAACAAAUACACGCUGCUCCUCAGUCAGUCCUUCAAAAACCAGUCCACACAAAACCACACCAGUUACACAUUGGAGUUUAACCUCCAGGUGCCUGAGAAGAACUUGAACUACAGGACUCAGCUGAUGCACUCUCGCCUGCUGCAGCACGGCUCUGAGAGCAGCACUCACCUAAAAAUCAACUACAACAGCCUGAUGCCUCUGGUGGCGGGGUUACAUUGGAAGAGCCCCCCCGAAAACUCCCUUCAUAAGAAAUGGGAAGGCACGUUCAGCAUGGACACACCUGGACAGUACAUCUACGCCGCCUACAGGCUGAGCCGGCCAAACCGCCAUGCCCUGCAGCUCACCUCGGAACUGACGGCCAGCAAGUGGCUGAGCAUCCGCAACCUGGUUCUGGAUGGGUUCUACAGGGACCGGGGCAGAGAGAAGGCAGCGCGCCUGGAGGCCCACACACCAGCUGCUACCUACAUCCAGGCGGAGGUUUGGGGCGCGGUGGAGAAGCAGGCGGUGAAAGCCCACGGCUCCUUAGCUUCACUCUGGACUCCUCCUCUGAAGGCGAACGUCUCUCUGGAGAGCUCUAAAUCCAGCCACGCCCUGCUGAUGAGCGCCACAUGUGGCAGGCAAAAUGUCAGCUUCACUGCUGCUGUAAGCGGUGCUGAUAAGAAUUUGAAGAAGAGGCAGGCGAUAUUAAAGAUGGGCAUCACCAAGCCGAAGAGUCCGACCAUGGAAGUGGAGUUAGAGGGAUGGGUGGAGGAGCUGAGGAGGGACAGGAAGAUGUAUCAGAAAGCAGCCCAACUCCAAUUUAGACAGCCCUUCCAGAACUUUCCUCAGACUCUUCUUCUGCGGGAAACCUUCACUGUGGACCUUGCUAAAGGCCUCUACAUUUUGGAGUCUAAAGCCGGUUUCCACGACAACAAAGAGGUCAUCCACACGUUGACUCUAGGCUACAAACCACCAAGCCCAUCUGUUUGUUCUGCACUCAUCCACACGUUCAGCUCUGACACUUUUCCUUCAGACUCUGAGGUCUGUGUGACUGCCACCAGCAACCAGGUAAGCUCCGCCUCUUCAGAACACUAAAGGUUUUUGUUUUAUUUUUUAUCUGAAGAGACUGA
This is a messenger RNA of Poecilia latipinna (sailfin molly), 5178 nucleotides long. RefSeq names its product apolipophorins (gene apoltp). Bases 302 to 5143 code for a protein of 1613 amino acids. The transcript has 33 exons. The record is from RefSeq and is a predicted model, not a curated record. Gene Ontology annotation, biological process: lipid transport. Lineage: Eukaryota; Metazoa; Chordata; Actinopteri; Cyprinodontiformes; Poeciliidae. Gene Ontology annotation, molecular function: lipid carrier activity.